GGGGUGUUUUAUGAAGAGAAGACUCUCGCCCGCCACAGCUCUCCGUGAAUGCCCACUUUCGGAAUGCUGCUCUGGUGUUCUUGGUCCCCUUGCAAUCGUUUACGGGACGCUCUUUGACCCUCCCGCUAUGCAUUGCCAGGAUUCUUCUAGCUGGUUCCGUUGCGUUGUCUGCAUUGGUAGAAUCAACUCCACGCGUUUCUACUCGUGCGGUGCGUUGUUGCUUUUGUGCCUCUUAUGAAUAGAGGAACUGUGCCGUCGGGAUAUUUAGGGCUUGAAAAAGCGAUGUCACGUGUUCAUUGAUGCAGUCGGUGUUUUUCGGAGAAUGGUUUAGUGUUCGGGGUGUUCGACUUGGUGGAAACCUGCUGUGUGGGAGGACGAGGAGAUGAUCCGUGUUGAAGAGUGUGUGGUGAUGUGGAAUGGAGACCGUUUCUGUGAUUUGCGUUGGCGAGGAUGUAUUGGUCUUUGUGCAAUUCGAAAUUAGUAAUGCCUGGGUGGUAUCGUAUUCAGGACUUGGUGAUCUGUGGCGAUCUGCUACGAUCAGGUUGUCUUCUUGGUUACUGAAGCUAGGUUGGUGAGGUUCUUGAAUGCGUCGUUCGCCUGUUUGGCAGUGCAAGCGAGCAUCGAUUUCUUGAACGAAGAAAGGAUCUCCUAGGACCUGGUGUGUGGCGAGUGGCGUUUUGUGAGAAGUUGAUUCAGGGAUAUACAGCUUAGUUCCAGUAGCGAGCGAAUGCAAGAUUGAAGUACUGGUGUUCGAGGUCAAAUUACGGUAGCUUGCGAGGCACGUCGUGAGGAGGUAUUAGACGGGAAGGCGGGAUUCCAUGUUUUGUUGUUGGAGAGAUGAAGUGACGGUCAUCCGUUGGGCAGCUAGAGUGUAACGGAGGCCCUCGUGGUCACUCUUUAUGACUAUGGUAGUGUAUUCGUAGUUCUUCGCAAAAGUAGCAAGUGUCGAUGGAGGAUCACGGCGGAGCAAGUGACUAUAAGAUGCAAGGGGUGGGAGGUGGGAUGCCUUUGGAUAGAGUGUACAGCCAGGCGCGACGGGCGCUGCUGAUGGUGCGCGAUGGCUUGGAGAGGUUAGAGAGGUUGGAGAUGGCAGGGCAGCAUCCCAGCAGCAGCAGCAGUCCUAGCUACAGGGGAAUAGGUGGCGUACAGGAUUUGCAGGGGCAAGGGCCAGCGGCGCCAGAUCUUGUAGAGCACCUGAAGAAGGAGAUCGGACAAUUGCAGAUGUCGAGCGCCGAUAUGGACAGGAUGUGGCGGAACCAGAUCUUGGCGAAAGGGCAGCGGGACCUGUGGAAGCGACGUAUCGAGCAAGUUGCGGAGGAAGUUGAGUCACUGAAGGCAGGGCUUGAUCGAUACCUUAUGCGGCAACACCGUCGGCAAGUUGACGCUCAAGAGCGUGCGGAGCUUUUCCGUCGUGCGAGAGGAGACGGAGCCCACAUAAUGCAGGUGCACGACCUCGACAUGCAGGCACUGCAAUCUGCAAAGAACUCAUCACGAAUGAUAGACGAUGCAUAUGCGACGGGAGUGGCUGUCUUGGCGCAGUAUGCAGUCCAACGAGACCGCCUGAAAUCUGCACAACGCAAGGCAUAUGACCUGUUGAACACUGUGGGGCUGGGCAACAAAAUGAUGCGGAUUAUAGAGAGACGACAUAAAGUGGAUCGAUGGAUCGCUUAUGGGGGCAUGUUUGUAACCAUCGUUAUUCUUGUUGUUGUGAUCAGGUGGGUCCGAUAAAGUCAAGUCUUUUAGGGUUUUCGUGUAGAAUAGCAAGCAGUAUGAUAGGUGAUCCAACCAUCUGCUGUCUACCUGCUGUCUGUCAGCAGGUUGUUCUUCACAGCAAAUACAAGUUUGCUGACAAAUUAUGUUCAUUUCUUUGCUCAACAUUUUUGCCCAUUUGGUGCGGCGGACAUGCUGAAGUUUUACGAGAAUAUCACCGCUGGAUUUGCUUGUUU
Messenger RNA from Physcomitrium patens, 1946 nucleotides. Its product is annotated as membrin-11. NCBI's taxonomy places the organism in Eukaryota, Viridiplantae, Streptophyta, Bryopsida, Funariales, Funariaceae. Gene Ontology annotation, biological process: vesicle-mediated transport; vesicle fusion. Gene Ontology annotation, cellular component: Golgi apparatus; endoplasmic reticulum membrane; SNARE complex. The record is from RefSeq and is a predicted model, not a curated record. Gene Ontology annotation, molecular function: SNARE binding; SNAP receptor activity.